AUGUCUUCGACACGAAGAUCUCGAGAACCGACUCAGAAGAUUACACCGCCCUCGAGUUUUGCAGACCUACCGUUAACGCCGCCGCCAACCGACGAGAAGCUGUUCGCGCAAGCUCUUCGAGUCAUCGCACUCUUCGACGAAAUCCGAGCUGGAAAGCACAGCAAUCGAGACCCGUGGACGGAGUUCUCGCUUGUGCCAGGGGAGUUUGAUAGGGUACAGCGUCUGCUCGACCAAGACGAGGAGCUGCGAAAGUUUGUGGAGGACAAGAUACGAUAUGACUACGACGCCGAAAAGCACCGGCUUGUUGUUCGCAUGCCUACAGCCGUGCACGAAGUGUUUAUCGCUCGGGUCGAGGACGCAGUCUUCAGUCAACUAAAAUUGUUCCGUGAGGGAUCGGACGACGCGGCGGCUUUCGCGCAGAAGGUGAAUCCAGCUCGGUCUACUGAGAUAUAUUUUCCAGUUGACAACGCUUCGCCUCGCAAGGAGUCGAAACACGAACCCGACGCGUCUUUCUGGCACGACAAGGCACAUUAUCCUGGGGUUAUCAUUGAGGUCGCAUACUCACAGAAGAAAAAGAGACUGAGCCGACUAGCUGAAGACUAUCUUUUAGAUUCAGAUGCAAAUGUACGAGCCGUUGUCGGGUUAGACAUUGAGUAUGGCAAGAAAGGUUCGCGCAAGGCGACAUUGUCCGUGUGGCGAACCCGCGUGUUCCACACUCCUGCAGGAGAUGAAUUAAGAGUGUUCCAAGAGAUUGCAGAUGAGACGUUCCGCGAUCAUGACGGGAAGCCUACCGACCAUCAAGGCAUGCGGCUACGCCUCAGCGAUUUCGCUCAUAAAGGGUUGGUGAGGGACGAGAUCGGUAGCCAGGAUAAGGACUUGACGGUCUCUGCUCAACAGCUCUGCUCCUUUCUGAGCGCAGCGGAGGUGAGAGCAGACCGGAGAGGAUCGCUGAGUAAGGAUCCGAUCGCUCCUGGGAUCAAGAAGCGGAAGAGAUCAGAGACACCUGAAGACAGAAUCGCAUCCGGUGAUGAAGCAUGGUAUGUUGAGCAAGAGGAGAGGACAGCGAAGCGCAUAGCGGGCGAUGAUCCCGAUUACGAAGAUCGAUCGCGAAUGAAAAGCUCCUCAGAGUAA
Messenger RNA from Alternaria atra, 1131 nucleotides. RefSeq lists its product as uncharacterized. The transcript has 3 exons. The record is from RefSeq and is a predicted model, not a curated record. Bases 1 to 1131 code for a protein of 376 amino acids. NCBI's taxonomy places the organism in Eukaryota, Fungi, Ascomycota, Dothideomycetes, Pleosporales, Pleosporaceae.